Messenger RNA from Ipomoea triloba (trilobed morning glory), 843 nucleotides. RefSeq names its product putative F-box protein At4g05475. The transcript has 2 exons. Lineage: Eukaryota; Viridiplantae; Streptophyta; Magnoliopsida; Solanales; Convolvulaceae. The coding region runs from base 169 to 495 and encodes 108 amino acids. The record is from RefSeq and is a predicted model, not a curated record. Gene Ontology annotation, molecular function: protein binding.
UACUACGAUAAAUGGAAAUUCUUGGAAGCCACGAUUCCUCAGCUCUUUUGAGAGAAAACUUGCAAAUUUGAAGCCAAUUUCCCGUCGAUCCAGUUUCUUUCGGUGCUAGUAUAUAUAGAUAAUCGAUCCUCCGAUCCAUUAACACCAAACCAGAGAGCAGUAGAGACAAUGGCAAAUCCAGCGGAUAGGGUGGCGCCGUGGGUGGAUCUUCCGCGGGAUUUAACGGCAAACAUUCUGCAAAGGCUGAAUGUAGAGGAUAUUUUCCAGAGCGCACAGGUGUGUAGUGCCUGGUGGAGGAUAUGUCAAGACCCCUCCAUGUGGCGCUAUGUGGACAUGUGGGAUGUAGUAGCUGAGCCGGGUAAACGACGGGACUGGCAUAAGAUUUGCAUAGAAGUAGUGAAUCGCAGCGAGGGGCAACUUAUUUCCAUCAAACUAGGCCACUUUGCUUCUCAUCGUCUGCUCCUCUACAUUGCGAUCAGAGAGCAAAACAGCUGAAAAUGUUGGAUUAUGGACUGACAAUGAACAGAGGAGAUAAAAGAUGAAAGGUGAAUGUUUAUUUCUAUUCAAUGAAGCUUACUACUGAAGAAGACGAAGAUGGAUAACAAUAUAUACAGAAUGAAGCUGGUAAAAUGGUUACAACUAAAAGGGAUAAAAGAUAAAAGACGCAUGUGCCCCUUUCACAAGUAUCUACACCUAUUGGCUGGCAGCACCAGUUUUAUUCUCCAACAGAAACAUCUUGCUAUUAGGUCCAGAUAACGGUUUUAGUAAAGCUGUUAAUGGGUUUCCACUGUUGGAGGAGCUACAACUUGAACACUGUUCCAUUUCUAAGAGAGGCAUUGUAGC